AACCCCCUCCCCAACCUUCACUUUUCCUUUCCCUUUCUCUCUCUCUCUCUAGAAAACCCCCCCAUUCCAAUCUAAUCCCUCUCUCUCUCUCUCAAAAAACAAUAAAUAGAUAUAUAUAAAUAUAGAUAUAGAUAAUUAGAAGAGGUGAAGAGAUGGGGCAACAAUCGUUGAUCUACAGUUUCGUAGCAAGAGGAACGGUGAUUCUAUCGGAAUACACAGAGUUCACCGGAAACUUUACAAGCAUCGCUGCUCAGUGUCUCCAGAAGCUUCCUGCUACUAAUAAUAAGUUUACUUAUAACUGCGAUGCUCAUACCUUUAACUACCUCGUUGAAGACGGUUUCACGUACUGUGUUGUUGCGGCUGAAUCCGUUGGUAGACAGGUUCCAAUGGCUUUCCUUGAGCGAGUCAAGGAUGACUUCACGAAGAAAUAUGGAGGGGGGAAAGCUGCAACAGCUUCCGCCGGUAGUCUAAGCAAAGAAUUUGGUCCCAAGCUGAAGGAGCAGAUGCAGUAUUGUGUGGACCAUCCAGAAGAGAUCAGCAAGCUUGCAAAGGUGAAAGCCCAGGUUUCAGAAGUUAAGGGUGUGAUGAUGGAAAACAUUGAGAAGGUUCUUGACCGUGGAGAGAAGAUCGAGCUUCUGGUGGAUAAAACAGAGAACCUCCGCUCUCAGGCUCAAGAUUUUAGGACACAAGGCACACAGAUAAGGAGGAAGAUGUGGUUGCAGAACAUGAAGAUAAAACUGAUAGUUCUUGGAAUCAUCAUUGCCUUGAUUCUCAUUAUAGUCCUAUCGGCUUGUGGGGGCUUCAAUUGUGGCAAGUGAGACACAUGCAUCAUUGCUUCAGGCAUUUAGAAUGGUAAAAAUCUCAUUCAUGGAAAAAGACUCGGGGUUCUGUCUUCCCAUGUUUAUUUGUUUGCCAAUGAUUUUCUUUUGCUAGUUACUUUUUGGGGUGACAAGGGCCUACCUUUUGUGACGAAACACUUAUAUUGUGAUAUAGUGGUUGUGUAGUAUGUAUUUAAGUACCAUGGAUGUCCUUACUAGGGAACUAUUUGAUUGCCGUUAUUGUUUUUUCUAA
This is a messenger RNA of Erigeron canadensis, 1071 nucleotides long. Its product is annotated as vesicle-associated membrane protein 722-like. The coding region runs from base 153 to 818 and encodes 221 amino acids. The transcript has 5 exons. Gene Ontology annotation, biological process: vesicle-mediated transport. The record is from RefSeq and is a predicted model, not a curated record. Gene Ontology annotation, cellular component: membrane. NCBI's taxonomy places the organism in Eukaryota, Viridiplantae, Streptophyta, Magnoliopsida, Asterales, Asteraceae.